AUGUGUGCCGACAAAGUGGAGAAGCCUGUUGAGGAGCAAGUCAAGGACUUGUCUCUAGAACAGAAGGCAGAGAAACAGCCUGCUGCUGUUGAAAACAAGAAGGAAAAGAAGGAUAAGAAGAAAGAUAAGGGCAAUGGAAAGCCAUCUUUGUACCUUGAACCUCAACCUGCUUUCAUUGAUGAGCGUAUUCAAAUGUUCGAACGUUUAAAGAAGGAGUAUGAUGAGAAAGUUGCUGCUCAACCUCGUGUUCCAUUGAAGGUUGUGUUGAAGGACGGUACCGUCAAGGAGGCUACCGCAUGGGAAACCAGUCCAAUGGACAUCGCACAAGGUAUUGCCAAGUCUUUCGCUGAAAGACAAUGUAUUUCUAAGGUUAAUGGCGAACUAUGGGAUCUAGAGAGACCUUUGGAAGGUAAAGAAGGUGAUGAACUCAAGAUCGAAUUUUUCGAUUUCGAAUCUGAUACCGGUAAGAAGGUGUUUUGGCACUCUUCUGCCCACGUCUUGGGUGAGGCAUGUGAAUGCAACUUGGGUGCCCAUAUCUGUUUGGGUCCUCCAACUGACGAUGGUUUCUUCUACGAAUUCGCUUGCAGAGACUCCAUGGACCCUGAUUCACCAGAGAGAACUGUUUCUCAAGCUGAUUUCCCUAACUUGGAAGCCGUUGCCAAGGCUGCUAUCAAGCAAAAGCAAAAGUUUGAAAGACUUGUCCUUUCCAAGGAAGACUUGUUGAAGAUGUUCCACUACUCCAAGUACAAGACCUACUUGGUCAGCACAAAGAUUCCAGACGGAGGUUCCACUACUGUUUAUAGAUGUGGUCCAUUGAUUGAUUUGUGUACUGGUCCUCAUAUCCCACACACCGGUCGUAUCAAGGCUUUCAAGUUGUUAAAGAACUCUUCUUGUUAUUUCUUGGGUGAAAGCACCAACGACUCUUUGCAAAGAAUCUACGGUAUUGCUUUCCCUGACAAGAAAUUGAUGGACGCUCACUUGAAGUUUUUGCAAGAGGCCUCUUUAAGAGAUCACAGAAAGAUUGGUAAAGAUCAAGAAUUGUUUUACUUCAACGAAAUGUCCCCAGGUUCUUGUUUCUGGUUACCUCAUGGUACCAGAAUUUACAACACUUUGGUUGACUUGUUGAGAACCGAAUACCGUAAGAGAGGUUACGAUGAAGUUAUCACUCCUAACAUGUACAAUUCCAAGUUGUGGGAGACAUCUGGUCACUGGGCAAACUACAAGGAAAAUAUGUUCUCCUUCGAAGUUGAAAAGGAAACAUUUGGUUUGAAGCCAAUGAACUGUCCUGGUCACUGUCUAAUGUUUAAGGCUAGAGAACGUUCUUACAGAGAAUUGCCAUGGAGAGUUGCAGAUUUCGGUGUCAUUCACAGAAAUGAAUUCUCCGGUGCAUUGUCUGGUUUGACUCGUGUCAGAAGAUUCCAACAAGACGAUGCUCAUAUCUUCUGUACCCAAGAUCAAAUUGAACAAGAAAUUGCUAACAUUUUCGAAUUCUUGAAAUACAUUUACGGUGUUUUCGGUUUUGAAUUCAAGAUGGAACUUUCAACCAGACCUGAAAAGUACGUUGGUGAACUUGAAACAUGGAACAACGCAGAGGCUAAGCUAGAAGCUGCUUUGAACAAAUGGGGUGGUAACUGGGAAUUGAACCCUGGUGAUGGUGCUUUCUACGGUCCAAAGAUUGAUAUCAUGAUCUCUGACGCUCUACAUAGAUGGCAUCAAUGUGCCACAAUUCAAUUGGACUUCCAACUACCAAACAGAUUUGAAUUGGAAUUCAAGACCAAGGAAGUUGAAGGUGAUGACAACUACGAAAGACCAGUCAUGAUUCACCGUGCCAUCUUGGGUUCUGUGGAAAGAAUGACAGCUAUCUUGACCGAACAUUUCGCUGGUAAGUGGCCAUUCUGGUUAUCUCCUCGUCAAAUUCUAGUUGUUCCAGUUGGUGUUAAAUUCCAAGAAUAUGCCCAAGAAGUCCGUGACAAGAUGGCCGAAGCUGGUUUCUACGCUGAUGUUGAUCUUUCUGGUAACACCCUUCAAAAGAAGGUCAGAAAUGGUCAAAUGUUGAAGUACAACUUCAUUUUCAUUGUCGGUGAACAAGAAAUGACUGAAAAGUCUGUCAACAUCAGAAAUAGAGAUGUCAUGGACUUGCAAGGUAAGAAUGCAACUGUCCAAGUCGAGAGCGUCAUUGAACAAUUGAAAAAAUUGAAGGAAGAAAAGAGAAACGAUAAUGUUUUGGCUUAA
Molecule: messenger RNA, 2232 nt
Organism: Kluyveromyces marxianus DMKU3-1042
Lineage: Eukaryota; Fungi; Ascomycota; Saccharomycetes; Saccharomycetales; Saccharomycetaceae
Gene: THS1
Product: threonine--tRNA ligase THS1
Exons: 1
Coding region: 1-2232 (743 amino acids)
Biological process (GO): threonyl-tRNA aminoacylation
Cellular component (GO): cytoplasm
Molecular function (GO): ATP binding; threonine-tRNA ligase activity
Source: RefSeq, a predicted model, not a curated record